AAUCUAUAGAUUACUCGAUUACUAAAAUAAUCGUUUACAACACCCCUACAUUAAAUUAAAUCAAAGUUUACAUAUGACUUUGAAUGAGUUGUAGUUGAUUACAAGAAGAGCUGAAAUCAGUAUCUUUUGGUAAAACACUGAUCAGUUAAUCAAAAGACUCUAGGAGGUGUUUGAAUUAAUUGUUUCUAGACAUGUAGAUGUUUUAAUGUUCCAAAAAUGAUCAAGUAUCAAGUCUGUGUACAUUUUCACCCGUACCUGCUGUGCUUGGAAAAGCUUUCAUACUGCUUCAACUUUUUCAUAAGGUGUCACAAUAUAGCCACAAAUAUCAGCAAUUUUGUUUUAAGAAUUCGUAUCUUAUCACCACAAACUAAUGCAUACUUAUGAAUUGAAAGGAAAAUCAAGAUUGCAUUCUCCUAAAUAAAAAUUUAAAAAUACAGAUGUCGUGAAUAAAGUUGUGGAGAAAUUUAAAGUUUAGUUAAGUUGUAAAACAAUAUCCCAAUUUUUGAACGUCUCACAAAGCUUUGUUCAAUCUACCUCCUGCCAACCUGCCUCGACGUAAUCGUCCAUCUAAACCAGGGAAAUGAUGUGUUUCUGCUGCUUUCACACAGCUUAUUCAAAUAGCUGAAUUUAUUUCUUCGCAUGUCCUCGAGAUCUACUGGCCCAUUUGUUUAGGAAAACCUCUACAAGACGCAGAACUAACUGUGAACACCUCAGAAAGGCCAGGGAAGGAGAACAUUAUUCAGAUAAGCAGCUAAGAGAGCCACGGUGACCCUGAAAGAGUUUCAGAGAUCCACACCUCUGGUUGGAAACUCGGGGCAGCUAUUGAUCCAUGUCUCAAAUCUGCCCUCUAUUGAAGUGACGGGAAGAAAGCUUCUCUAGUAAAAUGUAAACAAAAUGCUAAGUUUUAGCAUCCAUGAAUGGAAGUAAUGAAGAAUACACAAAAAUCUGAACACUGAUAUCUUUAGGGUGACGUCAGCAUUAUGCUGCGGUCAGGCUUUUUGUCAUCCGGGACAGUUGAGCAGUUAAGAUCAUGUAGUCUGAGGUAAAUGCAGGACAAUCCUGGUAGACCACAGAAGCUACAACAUAUUUAAGACUUGGACUGAGGUUCACCUCCCAACAGAAGAACAACCCUAACAGUACAGUCAGAAUGACAAUUGGAUAGAUAGAUCGCAGUUCAUUUGUGCGUUAGAAUGAAUGAACUGCGAUGUAUGGACCAGUCAAAGUCCACACAUACAUCUCGUUGUUGUUUUCCGCAAGUCUGACUGAGCUGUAGAUAUUUUGCAAACACUAUUGGCAAAUAUUUUAGUCUCGGGGUGUGAAACGCCGUUUGGAGAUGUGCCUAAAAACAGAACAGAUCAUAGCAGUGAAAGGUGGUUCUGCAAAUACUGACUUCAAUCACAUUAGGUUGGAAACAAAACGUCAGAAUCUCAUAGUUUAAAGUAUAAAUCAGGUUAAUAACAUCUGUUCACACAUAUUUUAUCAAACAUGAAUCAUAACUCAAAUAAGUUUCAUGCUCACUUUGACGCAAUCUGUUGCUGAUAUUCUGCUCAGAAUCUCCAUCAUGUUUUCACCCUCUUCCGCCGAGCUGCUUCUGGUCAGCUGAUCUCUAUCACGUGACUGGACGAGCCGCGUUCACUUGUAGUAGGAAAAAAUACUGUUCCCCCCCCACCCCUCUCCGUCAACCUUCAAGUCACGGGAAAUAGAGCGUUGUUCAGUUCCUCUCCGAACAGAGGAGCUGUCUCAUUGCCUUUUGAGACAAAGCGCCGGAUGUACCAGCUCAAGUAGUUGCAAACCCGCCCGCAAAAAGAGGAGAGGAGCGUGUUCGUCACCACUUAUUUACCAGGGGGACGUGUCUUGCAUCCUGCUUCUUUUAGUUUCAAGUCUUUUGUCCUUUUGUUGCGACUCCAGAGAUGUGACAUAAAAGAUCCAGCCGACAGCAGUCGUCGAGCCCACCGGCCACGGAUGGAAACAAACAGCUGGAAGGACGUCGUUGAGAGAGUUGAGGAAGAAGCCGGAGUUCCACGCGGGAGUGGGGGCCCGGCCGCAGCUCGGGCUGCGUAGAUGGAGCGCUUCCACUGGGUGCGACAUCGCUGUCGGCAGCUUCUGGCCGUAGACUCAGAGCGAGGCUGGUACUCUCCGCCUGAUGGCCUUCCGAGCAAAAGCUCCCCUCACAGGGUCAGCGGCAGGAGGAGGACGGUGUUGGCCCGCCACGGCCCCCACCAGCAGGAAUAUGAAGCCAUGUCCAAGAAGUACAAGGGCAACGGCAUCCGCACGACGAAAUACACUCUGUUGACAUUUAUCCCUAUGAACCUGUUCCAGCAGUUCCACAGGGCGGCCAACCUUUACUUCCUGUUCCUGGCGUUGCUUAACUGGGUUCCCGUGGUGGAGGCCUUUGAGAAGGAGAUCACAAUGAUCCCUCUGCUGGUGGUUCUCACGGUUAUCGCCAUCAAAGAUGCACUGGAGGACUACAGACGGUACUUGUUCGACAAGAAGGUCAACAACAACUUGGUGCGCGUGUUCUGCGGGUGAGUUCACCCAAACUCAA
Molecule: messenger RNA, 2545 nt
Organism: Poecilia reticulata (guppy)
Lineage: Eukaryota; Metazoa; Chordata; Actinopteri; Cyprinodontiformes; Poeciliidae
Source: RefSeq, a predicted model, not a curated record